Molecule: messenger RNA, 1404 nt
Organism: Beauveria bassiana ARSEF 2860
Lineage: Eukaryota; Fungi; Ascomycota; Sordariomycetes; Hypocreales; Cordycipitaceae
Product: Protein of unknown function DUF2401, secretory
Exons: 4
Coding region: 1-1404 (467 amino acids)
Cellular component (GO): fungal-type cell wall
Source: RefSeq, a predicted model, not a curated record
AUGAAGUACACGCCGAUCCCGUUGGUCGCCGCCGUGGCCGCCGCCAGCAUGGCCGGAGCGAGCCUUACCCAGCAGUGCUCCGGCAGCGCCGUCAACGAGGGCGGCAACUUUUUUUGCGGCGCCGUCCAGCAUAUUCUGUACCAAGGCAUCGGUGGCUCUGGCAGCUACGAGGCCGUCAAGUCCAUGAGCGCCACUGGCGAGUGCCAAAAGGAGACCAAGACUUUUAGCGGUCCUCUUGCGCCUCUUGAUGAAGGUCUGUCCCUUCACUUUCGUGGUCCCAUUCACCUCAAAGAAGUGGCCGUCUACACCCUGUCGAGCAAGAACAAGCAGAGACGCCAAGAAGUCGCCGCCGAAAAGACGAAGCGCGGCCACGGCCACCAGCAGUUUCACGAGGCCAAGAAGAUGAAGAAUAAGCGCACCGAAUGGAUCACCGCCACCAUCAACGGCGACGUCGUCUCUUGGGAAAAGGUCAACUACGGUCCUCCCACCGCCGCGCCGCCGCCUCCAGCCGCCGCUCCCACCGUGCCCGCCUCCGCGCCCGUUGCCAAUGCCAAUGCCGGUGUCGAGGCCAGCAAUCCGGCCCCGGCAGCCCCGGCAGUCCCCGCCGGCGCCGCUACCAAGGCCAAGCCUGCCGCCUCGGGCAAGGACUGGGACCGCACCUCGUACUACAACGCCGAGACCCAAGAGGCCGAGAACCUCGUCUUUCUCGCAAACUAUGGCGGCCAGGGCUCUGGUGUCUUUGACACUGUCUGGGGCAGCUCGCUCUCUUUCCUCAACGCAAAUGGCGAUGGCGGCGCCAGCUCCGCCCAAGUCCUCGCCAACGUUGACAUUCCCUCCAACAAGGAGUUUGCCAUUUUCAGCGGUGAGCCUUGCGACGGCAGCUGCGGCUUCUCUCGCGCAAAGGACGUAGCGUACAAGGGCUUCGAGGGCACGCACAAAAUCUUCCUCUUCAACUUCAAGAUGCCCAUGGACGGCAGCACCGGCUUCAACGGCGACAUGCCCGCCAUCUGGGCCCUCAACGCCGACAUCCCCCGCACCGCGCAGUACAAUGCCUGCAGCUGCUGGCCCAAGUGCGGCGAGUUUGACUUUUUCGAGGUCCUCGCCAAGGGCGACACCAAGUGCAAGAGCACCGUCCACCUCGCCAACGGCGGCGGCUCCUCCGACUACUUUGCCCGUCCCGUCGACGCCUACAUGAAGGGCGCCGUCAUCUUUGACGCCGACGCCGGCGUCUCCAUCCGCGUUCUGCCCGCCGACACGGACUUUUCCAAGGGCCUCGACGACGCCACCGUCCAGGCCUGGGUCGCCAGCAGCAGCAGCGGCAGCGCGGGCUCCUCGACUGGUGCCGAGGGCGGUAUCGCAAGCAAGAUUGCCUCUAGCCUGUUUCAGAUUGCGGGCAGCGUCUAA